Cuscuta campestris is the source of this 1527-nucleotide messenger RNA. The record is from the annotation of a GenBank genome assembly. NCBI's taxonomy places the organism in Eukaryota, Viridiplantae, Streptophyta, Magnoliopsida, Solanales, Convolvulaceae.
UAGAAGUGCUUUCUAGCAAAGCUACAAAUAUAUGCUUUCUGCUUCUAAAUUAUGACUUCUACUUUUACAUAACUCAUCACACUCCCAAACACCCUCUAAAUAUGGGUUCAACUAUUUAGUUAGGUAAGGUAUGAUAGUUUCCGUUUGGUAUUUUUCUGUUCGUGAAAGUUUUUUAGCCUACUCUCCAGCCUCCUCCAUUCUUGUUCCGUACGACACAUUCACCGGCUGCUCCGGUUUCCCUCCACCAUUACAUCCUAUCUCUUCUCGCAUCGCUCUUUCGCGUUCGUCCUCACAUGAGCGCCCCGAUCAUCUUCUCUUCGGAAGCUUUAAUUGUGGUUGUCUCGUCCUGCUCACCUGUUCUGCCCGUGAAGCUUCUGUUGUGGAAGUUAAAGUUUCCUCUAGAUGGCAAGUAAUGGGGAAGAGGAAGAGGCACCUCCUCGCGGAAACGAGUGGGAAGUUGUAUCCCUUGCAUCGUCGGCAUAUGCUGCCCUGAAUAAUGAAAGCAGGUCUUUUACCGAGUAUGAACGCGAAACAUCUGAGGCAAUGUUUAUGUCUGGUCACUUUGUUUUUCCACCAAGUCAGCAUGAAAAUCUACCAUUGGAAACAGAGAAUAUUAGUGAGACCCAGACUGAACAGAGUGUAGAAAAUGUGGAAUUCUUAAGCGAGGAGGUGACUGUUAAACAACUCGGCUCAUCUGGAUUUCAUGGGAUUCAGAUCUUUGAUGAUUAUGGGAAUAUCUUACCCAUUUGUGAUGCAUAUAUGGAAGAAGAUAGCGCAGCACAUGAGGUUGAUUUGGAAGAUAAUGAAUCAGUUUUCCACAGUACUGCACUGCCUAGUUCCUCACAUAGUAAUGAAAACAAGGAUGGAUCAAAUAUUGUUGAGGAAAGCAGUUCAAGAAAUUGCCGGUCUGAACCUUCUCAGCAAGAAUCAAAUACGAAUGAGCAUGACAAUGAGAUUCCUUGCCAAGCUUGGUGGAAAAGGAAAACUGCUUCUCUUGUUUCACAUGCUAAAGAGGCAAAUACGUUUUGGUCUGUCUUUGUUGCGGCAGCUGUAAUGGGACUUGUGAUUCUUGGUCAGCACUGGCAGCAAGAGAGGUGGCAGAUCUUGCAAAUGAAGUUGCAUCGUGGACUUCAUGAUGAGAGGAUUGUCCGGAUGUUUGGUCCCCUUUCACGGAUUAAAGACAUAUUUGUGGGUGGUCACAACCGGGGUACAUUCAUCAAAGACAGCAUCUCUUCAGUGCGACAUUGAAUACCGUACAAUACGGAGGACAAGAGAGGCUCAAGUAGGCCAGUCAAUUUGUCUCGGAGGUUUUUUUUUUUUUUUUGAAAACAUUUGUCUCGAAGGUUAGUCUUACUUUGUGUUCUACUUGUGACCGAGGAGACAACUGCUGUAAACAUAUAGUGAUUUCCCCUAUGUUUCUCCACAAUCGUAUUUGGUAAUUUUAAGGAUGGAUUUCCGUUGUAAGGUGACAUUAUUCAGGGACGAUUUCUCACAACACUUGUAUUCCAUGAAUAUGUUGAGUUUUUC